AUGCACGCCACCAAAUCCGAGCUGAAACGGCAAUUCUACAUCCUCUCCAAGGAAACCCACCCGGACGUGAACCGCCAGGACCCCAGCGCCGCCGACCGCUUCGCGCAGAUAAGCGAAAGCUACUCCGUCCUCGCGGACCCGGACAAGCGGAAACGCUACGACCGCGACGUCAUGCGCGCACAGCAGCAGCAGGACCGGGACCGGCACGGCCGCGGGGGCAGCAGGUCAGGCACAUACGCCGGACAUAGGCCCCCCUCGGGCCUGAGCAAGAGACGGAGCGUGUUCAAGGGGCCGCCGCCCUCGUUCUACGCACAUGGCGGCGCCUCCGCCGCGCGGAAUAAACAGCAGGACGCGCGGGCUUCAGCAGGAGCAGACCAGGAAUAUGCUGCCGGCGGCGGCGGUGGUGGUGGUGGUGGCGGCGGCACAUUCGACGCGGGCGCCUUCUCCGACGACCCAAACGCGGCGUUUGAUUCCCGCCCGACCUUCAAGACCCAGACGCAUGAGGACUACCGGCGCAUGAGUCGGCGGCAGGCCGAACUCGCAGCCGCGCAGGCCGCCGUCGAGGAGGAUAACUUCUGGGCCCGGUUCGUUGUGGUGAGCGGCAUCAUUGCGUUGAGUGUCGGGAUCGGCACGCUCGUCUUGAAGAUGGCGAGCACGCCUCGUGGGGGCGGGUUGACUCGCGCGGACGGGAGUAGGAGGGAUUCGGCGAAGAAUGAGUGGACGAAAGGCUAG
Messenger RNA from Cladophialophora yegresii CBS 114405, 732 nucleotides. RefSeq lists its product as uncharacterized. The transcript has a single exon. NCBI's taxonomy places the organism in Eukaryota, Fungi, Ascomycota, Eurotiomycetes, Chaetothyriales, Herpotrichiellaceae. Bases 1 to 732 code for a protein of 243 amino acids. The record is from RefSeq and is a predicted model, not a curated record.